Messenger RNA from Odocoileus virginianus texanus, 1574 nucleotides. It is a transcript of the gene EFNA1, whose product is annotated as ephrin A1. The record is from RefSeq and is a predicted model, not a curated record. Lineage: Eukaryota; Metazoa; Chordata; Mammalia; Artiodactyla; Cervidae. Gene Ontology annotation, biological process: axon guidance; ephrin receptor signaling pathway. Gene Ontology annotation, molecular function: ephrin receptor binding. Gene Ontology annotation, cellular component: plasma membrane.
GGCGCCGGCCCAAAAGGCGGAGUCGCGAAGCGGAGGGGCCAGAGCUGCGAGCGCGGUGCUGACUGCGCUGCCGAGAAACCCUGCGGGAACCCAGACUCGGAGGAGCCCCUCGUCCCCGCCCGGCCUGGCCAGGCCCCGCGCUAUGGAAUUCCUCUGGGCCUCUCUCUUGGGUCUGUGCUGCAGUCUGGCCGCUGCUGACCGCCACACCGUCUUCUGGAACAGUUCAAACCCCAAGUUUUGGAAUGAGGACUACACAAUACACGUGCGGCUAGAUGACUACCUGGACAUCAUCUGCCCUCAUUACGAGGACGACUCUGUGGCGGACGCGGCCAUGGAGCAGUACACACUGUACCUGGUGGAGCACGAACAGUACCAGCUAUGCCAGCCCCAAUCCAGGGACCACGUCCGCUGGUUCUGCAACAGCCCCAAGGCCAGGCAUGGCCCGGAGAAGCUGUCCGAGAAGUUCCACCGCUUCACAGGCUUUACCCUGAGCAAGGAUUUCAAAGAGGGACACAGCUACUACUACAUCUCCAAACCCAUGCACCACCAGGAAGGCCGCUGCUUGAAGUUGAAGGUUUUCAUCGAUGGCAAAAUCACUCGCAGCCCUCAGGCCCAUGCCAAUGCACAAGAGAAGAGACUUCCAGCAGAUGACCCGGAGGUGCAGGUUCUGCAUAGCAUCGGUCACAGCGCCGCCCCUCGCCUCUUCCCACUAGCCUGGGCUGUGCUGCUGCUGCCAUUCCUGCUGCUGCAAAUCCCAUGAGGGUGUGCACCACAUCUAUUGUAAGGAUUGGAACCAGGCUGAGGAGGCAGGCGGGCCUCCCUCACCUACCUGGGGCCCCUCCCAAGGCCCCAGUCCUGGGAACCACUCCUACCACAUGCUCAAGCUGCCACCCAGCAGCCUCAAAACGGGUCGAUAUUGAGGGUUUCAACCCUAAGGAGGUCAGAAAGCCUGACAGUGCCAUUCCCACCUCCACGUCAGAGGGAUAGACAAAGAAGUGGAGACAGUCCUUUCCCCUCCAUUCCUGCCCUUAAGCCAAAGAAACAAGCUAGACGGACAUGGCCUCCUAAGAAGGGCACCGUGGGAGCCGAACUGGAUGGGGCUUGGGGUCACAAGAUGGACACUGAGCUUGGCAAAGAUGCCCCUCCCAUGGACAGCCAGGAUGGCUCUGAAGGAAGAGCAAGAGACAGUUUCCUGCUUGGGAGCCAGGGACAGGAGAAGCAGCAUGCUUGCUUGGGUUGACCCAGCAUCUCCCCCAGGACUCUGUGGAGCUGCCACAGGGAGGUCUGUAGUCAGACACUGCAUCCUCUCUCAUCCUGGGACAUCACUCCGCAGAGCUGCACCAGCAGGGGGCUGUGCCAACCUGUUCUUAAGAGUGUAACUGUAAGGGCAGUGCCCACGUGCAGAGUCUAUGCCUAGUCUGUAGCCUGAAGGGCAGGGCCCACAAGUACAGAAUGUAUAUGGACUUGAUGUGUGUCUAUGCUGAUUUCUACAACUGGAGUUUGUUUUUUGUUUUUUUUUUAUACAGUGUUCUUUGUCUCAAAAUAAAGGAAUGUGUUUGUUUUUUUGGACAUGA